Microthlaspi erraticum is the source of this 318-nucleotide messenger RNA. Lineage: Eukaryota; Viridiplantae; Streptophyta; Magnoliopsida; Brassicales; Brassicaceae. The record is from the annotation of a GenBank genome assembly.
AUGGGACAUGAGGAGCAUGGAGGGACUUGGCAUGGACGCAGCUCAACUGGAUACGCAAAGGAAGAAGGAGAAGCCAUCUUGAAGACCAGCUCGACCACCUCGAGUUCCUCAACUCGACCGGCCAAGCUUCAACUCGAUCGAGCUGGAAGUCAAAGCGAUUCUCCACAUGGAAGUGAUGGAAAUCGCUGGAAAAGGUCCACUAAGAGCUCCAAUAUCUCUUGCUCGAAAUGGAGGUCUAAGGGGUUGGAUGGAUUAGUUUGGGCAAUGAUCCUAUGGCCUCCAAGGUUUGAUUCUCACUGGCUAACCCCCUGUUUCUGA